AUGCGCAGUCUGCCCUACCUCAUUACCGAAUGGGGAGACCAAGACGCCCAAGCCACUCCCUUGGGCCUUUUUGCCAAUUGGAAUGCCGAAGUCAGUUCUGUCAACGAAGGCAAAGCCCGCGUAGUUCGUCUCACUUCGACUCAGGAUGACUUUGGCAGAUUCCUGCUUAACACGGAAUUGGGUGUCAUCUACCGAAUAGAAUGCGAAGGCGAGGUUGCUGACAGAUCUUUCAGAAGGAUGACCAGGGACGACCCGUAUGAUUACUUUGAAGAAGAUGAAGCAGAAUGGCGGGCCGAGGGAAAGGCCUGGGAGAUCACUGACUUCUUUUAG
Molecule: messenger RNA, 330 nt
Organism: Didymosphaeria variabile
Lineage: Eukaryota; Fungi; Ascomycota; Dothideomycetes; Pleosporales; Didymosphaeriaceae
Exons: 2
Coding region: 1-330 (109 amino acids)
Source: RefSeq, a predicted model, not a curated record